AGCGUACCUAGUGCAAGACAAACACAUUAAUCCAAGGUAUCUUCCGUCAUCGAGUAAUUAAAUAAACUUACCAAAGAAUAAAUUAGUUGUUGAAGGAUAUCGACAUAAUGUGUGUCUCUACAAACUAGGGUUUAGAGUUGUAAUAGGAAAGUACCUUAGGUAUACUAAUUGUAUUCCGAUUCUGUUACCUUUUGUGUACUCUGUAAACUCCCUAUAUAAAGGGCUCCUAUUAUCAAUAAUAAACACAAUUCUAUUCUCCUACAACACGUUAUCAGCAUGAGUUCUAACCCUAGCUUCAGAAAAAAAAACCCUAGAAGAAAAAUCUUUUUCUUCUCUGCCGCCAACCCAAAACAGAAAAAAAACAAAACAAAACAAAAAAAAAAAAAACUCCAUACCGGCCGUCCACCACCAGCCCAGCCUCAGCCCACCUCGCCGAAGCCUCCAGCCGCACCGCCUCCGUGCGCAGCAGCAGCCCAGCUCGCCUGCACCCACCGCAUCAACAUCAGCAUCAGCAGCGGCACCACCGGCGAACUGCAGCAGCAGAAGCGCCUCCGAUUUGCAGAAGCCGCAAGCCGCAAGCCUGCAGCAUCCGACCCGAGCUCGACCUGCCUGCAACAGCCCAGCCCGGCCGGCGACGCCAACACCUCCGUCCCCCGCGCACCAGCCCACCUGCCUUUGCGUCCCUGCAGCAGCCCAAGCCUCCGAUCAGCCUGCCUCCGACCUGCAGCAGCCCAAGCCUCCGAUCAGCCUGUCUCCGACCUGCAGCAGCAUAGCCCGCGCACCAGCCCCUGCACACCGGCGAACUGCAGACGAACCAGAGGAAGAAAUAGUCGCGAAAAAGAAGGGGGAGGAAGACCGAAAAAAAAAGGGAAAGAAAGAAAAAAAAAAGAAAAGGAGAAGGGACCAGGCCGAAAAAAAAAAGGGGAAAAGAAAAAAAAAGAAAAAAAGGGGAAGAGAGGGGACCCGGCCGGCCAGAGAAAAAAAAAAGAGGAAAGCCCAGAAAAAAAAAAACACGCCUGCUCCAACACGCGCGUGUCCUCAAGCAAAAUCACGAUGUCGAAUGAACCUAGACUCGACUUUCCCAUGCUUGACUCAACAGGCUCGGAUUACCACAGUUGGGUAACCGAUGUUGAGAAUCAUCUCACUUCCAAGGGAAUAUUACCCAUAAUCCAGGCACCUAACCCGGAUAUUGAGUUCAACCGAACAUCUACAAAGCAUGCUCAAGCAGUUAUCUUGAUGCGACGCCAUAUGGAUAAGGCACUCAGAUUGGAGUAUAUGUCGAUCAAGAAUGCAAGAGAGCUAUGGGUAGCGCUAGAAGAGCGCUUUGACAAUGUCCAAGAUUCCCUCCUCCCUGACUUGAAGGUUCAAUGGAACAAUCUGUGCUUUGCUGACUUCAAGUCUGUUGCUGAAUAUAAUUCAGAAGCUCUUCGCAUACAGUCCAUGUUGAGGUUUUGUGGACAACCUGUCACAGAGCAAGAGCUAAUUGAGAAAACUCUCUCCACCUUCCCUGUUUCAGCCAUUGUGGUAUCAAAGCAAUACCGUACUGAAGUCAAUGCUGGACGGAUCACGAGGUUUCAUCAGCUUAUCAAUAUUAUAUCUGUAGCUGAGAAACAUGAUAACAUACUCGUGAGGAAUUAUAAUUCAAGGCCCAUUGGAACUAAGAGCGUUCAUGAGGCGAAUUAUAAUGCACCCAAAGGAGGGCGCAAGGAGCGGUACCCUAAGAAUGGGGGACAUGAGGGACGUAUGGGCCCAUAUAACCGCCCUAACCAGGAAGGAAACCGCAAGUUUGGUGCGGAUACACGUGGUGGUAAUGCCACACGUGGGAGAGGGGGCCGUGGUAUCCCUAGCCGUAAUGGUGGCUCAAUGGGUCGUGGUGGUGGCACCAACCCUCCUAGGGAACGCCCGCAACGUGCACAACGUGCACCUCAAUUAAAGGGAGGCAGCCGCAAUGAUGAGUGUCAUCGAUGUGGAUCAAUUGAGCAUUGGUUCAAGCAAUGCAAGGCAAGUGAGGAACUAGCUGCAAGCUACAGGGCAUAUAGAGACAUGAGAGAGCAAGAAGUGUACCUUGCAGAAGAAGAAGAAGAUGGUGGAGAUGUCAAUCUCACCAUAGAGGACUUCAAAGCUGAAGAUGAAAUGCACAUGGAUGCAACAGACUUUGAUUAGAUUAGUCCUUUUUUUAUUUUUCCAAGAACUUUUGUAAUGGCAAUUUGCCUUAGUCAAUAAAUGACAAUUGUCUUAAACUCUUUCUUAUGUGGCAGACCCAAUAAAAUGUGAUGUCUAGGAAAGUCAUUGAGAUUAUUGGUACUUAAGAGAGCCUCGCUCCACCAACAUCUCUCUCUACUUUCCUGGUCAUAUUUGAUUGGAGUUACCAAAUGGAUAGAGUGACUACAAUGUGUCUUACUUUGAUUUUAUUUUGGAUUAGACUUUGGAAACUUUGAUGUAAUCAUUGGCUAUUAAUAAAGUGUCAAUUCUUUUA
Rosa rugosa (rugosa rose) is the source of this 2476-nucleotide messenger RNA. RefSeq lists its product as uncharacterized. The record is from RefSeq and is a predicted model, not a curated record. NCBI's taxonomy places the organism in Eukaryota, Viridiplantae, Streptophyta, Magnoliopsida, Rosales, Rosaceae. Bases 277 to 2163 code for a protein of 628 amino acids. The transcript has 2 exons.